AUCCGUUUUAUUCCACAAAAACCCGCAGAAACAGCAACAGGAACAGUUUCUGAGCCUUAAAAUGGGUUGAAUCAGAGUCACGUGGUUACAACAACACAAUCUUAUGUUUUAGACAUAAAAAUGAACAUUUAGGGAUUAAAAAAAUACUGGUUUUAUGCCGUCCUGAGGAGCGCAAAGGAGUCCACUCCGCGUCUUAUUGGGCGCAUUAAGAGUCGCAGUUUUGGCGCAGAAACAGCCGCAGAGCUCUUAGAGGACAGCGAGGACAAAAAGAUCCGGUUCCGCGAGUUUUCAGCCAGGAUCCGGCUUUUGUUGGUGCUUCCAGCCGCCAUAAACCCGAUCGGAGUGGACCGAACCCCGGACCGCAGCUCCUUCUCGGUCUGCCCGCUCCCAGCGCCUCCUCAGCGGCCUCCAGCUGCUCACCUGCCCGCUCCGCGGCUCACGUGUCCCGGACUGUCUUCCUCACAUGACCCGGGUGUUUGUCCCCGUGAUCAGCGCCUCCAUCUCCGUCCAUCCGAGCUGCUGAAGUUUCUUCCAUCCUGGGAAGGCUUGAUGGAGAUGCUGGAGCAGAGCCUGGAGGGCUCGGUGAGUCACGCCAAACAGGAAACAGAAGAAGUGGUGCAGCUGCAGGAAGGAGAAGCUGUCGGGACGGAUGGACAGUCAGCGGUCACCAUCACCAGCGUCCCCCAGGCCGCCUUCACGGACCACGGCGUUCAGUACCAGUUCCGCACCGAGAACAACGGCGGACAGGUGACCUAUCGGGUGGUUCAGGUAACCGAGGAUCAGCUGGAAGCGACGGCGGACGCGACCGGCGCUGUCAGCGUCGUCUCCGCCGCUGCGUUCGCCGGAGCUCCUCAAGCCGUGGCUCAGGCGGUUAUCCAGAACUCCUUCAGUAACGGAGGCAGUCCAGGUGGGGACGCCGUUGGAGGAGAAACGCGUUUCGCUUAUUUUCCCGCGGCCGCCGUCAGCGACGGAACGGCGGUGUCGGUCCAGGGCGCCGACCCGGCCAUCACCCAGGCGGGAGGCCAGUUUUACGUCAUGAUGAGUCCGUCGGAGGUUCUGCAGACGGCGAGUCCUCGGACCAUCGCACCCAGAACGCACACCUACACUACGAAGGUCGAAGGUCCGCGGGCCCCCAGAGACGAGAGGCGACGAGCUCAGCACAACGAAGUGGAGCGAAGAAGACGAGACAAGAUCAACAACUGGAUCGUCACGCUGUCGAAGCUGAUCCCGGACUGCAGCGUGGACACCAGAACCGGAGCGAGCAAAGGAGGCAUCCUGUCGAAGGCCUGCGACUACAUCCGGGAGCUGCGGCAGAACAACCAGCGGCUGCAGGACGGCUACAAGGAGGUGGAGCGGGUGGAGAUGGACAACGAGCUGCUCAGGCAACAGAUGGAGGAGCUGAAGAACGAGAACGCUCUGCUCCGAGCGCAGCUGCAGCAGCACGGCGUGGAGGUCAACGGGGACGAGACGCCGCAGUGAGCGCUGGACCCCGCAGCACCAACACGACCCCCUUCAUCCUGGUGGAACCGAGCCGGACCCAGAGCGGGGACGGUGCCGCCCCUCGCCCCGACAGCUCUUCACC
Poecilia latipinna (sailfin molly) is the source of this 1582-nucleotide messenger RNA. RefSeq names its product upstream transcription factor 2, c-fos interacting (gene usf2). Gene Ontology annotation, molecular function: DNA-binding transcription factor activity, RNA polymerase II-specific; protein dimerization activity; RNA polymerase II cis-regulatory region sequence-specific DNA binding. The record is from RefSeq and is a predicted model, not a curated record. The transcript is spliced from 9 exons. Gene Ontology annotation, biological process: regulation of transcription by RNA polymerase II. Lineage: Eukaryota; Metazoa; Chordata; Actinopteri; Cyprinodontiformes; Poeciliidae. The coding region runs from base 550 to 1479 and encodes 309 amino acids.